GUGGGGACGCUCAGAAGUGACUUCUGAAUAGGUCGUGCUCCCCAGUGAUGCUUUCCAAUGUGGAUUUGCAUGCUAAACAAUCCUUGGACUUGUGUCAUCAAAAAAGAGUGGUGGUCUUGGUGUCAGAGAAUAAUGUUGUGAUGUGCUUUUGAUGAUUCAGAACUUUGGUGAAGAUUGCCUUUGGCUGGACAGUUCUAGUCAUUUAGAAAGUAGAACCACUGGUGAGGAGUGAGAACGUGACAAUGAAACAGCUUCAAAAGAAGAGGAAGCGUAAUGUAGAUUCAAAGGACCAUCUGACUCAGGAGAGAGGCAAGGAGCAAGCUAAAGACAACAAGAAACGGAAGAAUGGCAUGCCCACUUCCUGCCGUGGGUUAAAGAAUGAAGAAGAGGAGGAAGAAAAGAAUUCCAUGAAAUUCACCAACAUGUCAAAAGAACAAGGACAACUGGAACAUGGGAAGGCUCUGAGUUACAUAAUUCCUUAUGAUGAAUCCGAAAGAACUGCAUUAAAUUUAGCUGCUGAACGGGAGACGUGGUCUUGGGAUCAAUACUUAAAGGAACAGAAUGCUGUAGCAGCCCCUGCUCAACUCUUUUCUAGGGAUCAGUCCUUUCCUGAGCAUGAAAAUGGUUUUCAAAUUGGAAUGAGAUUAGAAGGCAUUGACCCCCAGGAUCCAUCUAAAUUCUUUGUGCUUUCUGUAGCUGAGGUAUGUGGUUAUCGCCUAAGACUUCACUUUGACGGCUAUUUAAGCUGCUAUGAUUUUUGGACCAAUGCAGGUUCCCCUGAUAUUCACCCAGUGGGGUGGUGUGAAAAGACCAAACGUGAAUUGCACGUCCCUAAGGGUUACAAAAAGGACAAGGUUACUUGUACGGACAACUUGAAGACCUCUAAAUUACAGAAUGCUCCCAAGAAACUGUUCCUAAGCAGAAGUGUGAUUGAAACUCCAGCAGAAGAACUUCGGGUAGGAAUGAAGCUUGAAGCGGUUGACAGGAAGAACCCUUCCUUGGUGUGUGUGGCCACCAUCGCAGAUAUUGUUGGAGAUCGCCUGCUUGUUCACUUUGACAACUGGGAUGACAGCUACGAUUAUUGGUGUGAUAUUCAUAGUCCUUUUAUUCAACCAAUUGGAUGGUGUCAGAAAAAUGCAAGAACUCUGAUAGCACCCCAAGGUCAUCCUGAUCCAGAAAAUUUUUCUUGGGCAGACUACUUGGAAACUACUCAAUCUUCUGCAGUUCCAGUCAAAGCUUUUAACAUGCGAAAGCCUCAUGGAUUCCUAGUGAAUAUGAAACUUGAAGCAGUGGAUAAGCGUAAUCCCAGUUUAAUUCGUGUUGCCUCUGUCAUAGAUGUAGAAGACCAAAGAAUAAAGGUCCACUUUGAUGGCUGGAGCCAUAAAUAUGACUAUUGGAUGGAUGUUGACAGCCCUGACAUCCACCCAAUAGGAUGGUGCAAUAUGACAGGUCACCCCCUAGAGGUGCCAUAUCGAGAAAAAGAUGAGAAAACUGCUGCAGGCCAGGCUGUUUGUCCCACUCCAGGUUGCCGAGGAGUAGGUCAUAUCAGAGGUCCAAGCUACAUGGGACAUCACAGUGCUUAUGGCUGCCCAUAUUCAGACAUAAACUUGAAAAAGGAGGCAGUGCUUCAUCAUUGUUUGGGAAGAGAAACACAGGCAAAUUUCGUGGCCGACUCUUCACAUUCAAAAUUGAAAGGUCUUUGUAGUGUGAACUUCAAUGGAAAACAUGAAAAGUUCAACAGUAAACUCAGACUUGUACAGCAGGCAAAGUGUCUGAAAAUCAAAGGAAAAGAAGAUAUUGACUUGGAUAAUUUGUUCAGAGAAUACUCUACUGAAAAUACACAACUGGCCCUCCACCAGUCAGUUUUCCUGUCUGCCAUGUCAAGCCACCCCUCCCGAGACCUUCCACUGUGCAGGGAACAGCACUGCAAGCUUCUUCCAGGCGUGGCUGAUAUCCAGGCAAGUGAAGUAGCCAGUUGGACUGUUGAUGAGAAUAGAAGUCAUUUGAGAAAGCAGUUCUGGGAUGGCUGGAUGAAGAAAAAUGACUUCUGUGCUUCCUCAGCAGUGAAAGUGAUGGAGCAGAAUCUUGUAACAGUGGCAAAUUUUGUGCAAAGCCUUCCAGGCUGUGAAGAUCAUUCCAGAUACUUCAAGAAAGAGCAGAUUGAUGGCAAAGCCUUCCUGCUUCUGACCCAGACAGAUAUAGUCAAAGUGAUGCGUAUUAAACUUGGCCCAGCGUUGAAGAUUUAUAAUUCCAUCCUGAUGUUCAGGAAUGCCCAGGACCUCGGAGAAACAGAUUCUGCCUCCAGCAAAGUCAUCAGGGAAUAGAUGCACCAUCCUCUCCUGGACACCUUGAACUUAGAUUAUUCAAGCAAUAAAAUCUGGAAUACAUUAAUUUGAUUUUUCAUGUUUUACCUGGUCAUGUCCAUACUGAAAAAUGUUCUGAGUUUUAUACAUUGAAAAGAUUUUGGUGACGACGUGCCAGAAUUGAAAAAGUUUUAGGCACGUUCAAACGUCCCUCAGCAUUGUUAUUCUUUGGCAAAGUCUUGUCACGUCAGACAGACCAAAGAUGUCCACACAUACAUUCAUUUUUAUUCUUUCCCUAUAUUCCAUUAAAGAAGCCAUUUCCCAUCUCCCAGGCAUAAAAAAAAACCCUCAAGUGGUGAAAUAUUAGAAAAACAGUGUUCAUAAAUACACUGUUAAUGUUUUCACCAGAACAUCCAAGCUUGGCUCAGAUUUGCCAUCUGGACUGUAAUGAGUCUGCAAGAGAUACACGGAGGGAAGAGACAAAGACCUGGUGCUUUAAAAAGAUGUCUUGUGAGAUUUUUGUGUACUUUACUCAGGAAAGUGUGAAUGCUUUUAAAAAAAAAAGCACAUGUUUUCAUGAUUCAUUAAUUCUCUCUUUUUUCUAAGUGACCAUUUCUUGGUUGUUCACUAAAGACUUCUUGGGACCUUUAAAGGGGGAUGUGAUGAUGUGAUAGCACAAAAAUCAGGCCUAUGCAGUUUAAAAUGAAGCACUCAUCUGCCUAGCUCUGACAAUCAUCCAGUCCCCUAGUAUUUUAAAUGGUAUAGCAUUGAGAUUUGUUUAUUACACUGCUUUUGGCUGACAAUCUGCCUUUAUAGAUGAGCUGUGUUAUGUCAGGCUUCUGCUCUGUAUAACUGAUCACAUUCAGGGGACUGGCUUGUCCUGUUGUGUAUGUAAUCUGUGCAAUCAAAAGCUGUGUUAUAAUGGACGAUGAGCCUAUUGUAUUUUUUAAAGCUAGAGAUAUGUCAUCGUAAAAGAAUGAUCAGAAGGAGGAGACUUGAAAAGAAUUGUCUCCCACUUUCAAAUGUUUUGUAAGCUAAUGUUUACCUAGAAGUAAUUAUACCUGAAACCAGAAUCCUAUGAGAUCCUCCAUAAUUGGCACUUCUUUUCGGAUGGGCCCAUGCACAAGGAAAUGGCAAAUGCGCUCACAUUAUUAAUUCCACCAUGUUUGCAGAAGGGGAAUGACAUAGAAAUCAGGGGAAAAAAUAAUAAAGUUCUACUAUCACCCCCUCUACUUGCAACUAGCUAUUACGGUUUUCUAAUAUCGUAUCUAUUUGGAUAGAAGUGUCAACAACACCAGUUACUUGAGGAAAAACAUCAUCUCUAAAGCAUAUGCAUUUGUUAUGUUUCCUUGGGGUCUUUGAUUUAGAUAGAAUUUUAAUAUAUUAUUGGUUAAUGUAAAUUUCCAUUUCUGUGAUUUUACCAAAUCUUUCUAUGGAUAAAUGAAACCCCUGCUUUUACUCUAUUGAUAUUUUAAUAUAUUUUAAAUGCUAAUAAAGAUUGAUAUACAUGAGAUA
Messenger RNA from Phascolarctos cinereus (koala), 3818 nucleotides. It is a transcript of the gene L3MBTL4, whose product is annotated as L3MBTL histone methyl-lysine binding protein 4. Gene Ontology annotation, molecular function: histone binding; chromatin binding; zinc ion binding. Lineage: Eukaryota; Metazoa; Chordata; Mammalia; Diprotodontia; Phascolarctidae. The record is from RefSeq and is a predicted model, not a curated record. Gene Ontology annotation, cellular component: nucleus. Gene Ontology annotation, biological process: negative regulation of DNA-templated transcription.